CUCUACCCGACGUGCCUGCCUUCUAUACUGCUCUCCCCGACGUGCCAGCCUUCUAUACUGCUCUUCCCGACGUGCCGUCCUUCAAUACUGCUCUACCCGACGUGCCGGCCUUCUAUACUUCUAUACUUCUCUACCCGACGUGCCGGCCUUCUAUAGUGCUCUACCCGACGUGCCUGCCUUCUAUACUGCUCUCCCCGACGUGCCUGCCUUCUAUACUGCUCUACCCGACGGUCUAUACGUCUCUACCCGUCGUGCCGGCCUUCUAUACUGCUCUUCCCGACGUGCCGUCCUUCAAUACUGCUCUACCCGACGUGCCGGCCUUCUAUACUUCUCUUCCCGACGUGCCUGCCUUCUAUACUUCUCUCCCCGACGUGCCGGCCUUCUAUACUGCUCUUCCCGACGUGCCUGCCUUCUAUAGUUCUCUACCCGACGUGCCAGCCUUCUAUACUGCUCUACCCGACGUUCUAUACUUCUCUACCCGACGUUCUAUACUUCUCUACCCGACGAGCCGGCCUUCUAUACUGCUCUACCCGACGUUCUAUCCUUCUCUACCCGACGUGCGGGCCUUCUAUACUGCUCUUCCCGACGUGCCGGCCUUCAAUACUGCUCUACCCGACGUGCCGGCCUUCUAUACUUCUCUCCCCGCCGUGCCGGCCUUCUAUACUUCUCUGCCCGACGUGCCUGCCUUCUAUACUGCUCUCCCCGACGUUCUAUACUUCUCUACCCGACGUUCUAUACUUCUCUACCCGACGAGCCGGCCUUCUAUACUGCUCUACCCGACGUGCCUGCCUUCUAUACUGCUCUACCCGACGGUCUAUACGUCUCUACCCGUCGUGCCGGCCUUCUAUACUGCUCUUCCCGACGUGCCGUCCUUCAAUACUGCUCUACCCGACGUGCCGGCCUUCUAUACUGCUCACCCCGACGUUCAAUACUGCUCUACCCGACGUGCCUGCCUUCUAUACUUCGCUACCAGACGUGCCCGCCUUCUAUACUUCUCUACCCGACGUGCCGGCCUUCUAUAG
Molecule: messenger RNA, 1022 nt
Organism: Mizuhopecten yessoensis (Yesso scallop)
Lineage: Eukaryota; Metazoa; Mollusca; Bivalvia; Pectinida; Pectinidae
Product: hyphal wall protein 1-like
Exons: 1
Source: RefSeq, a predicted model, not a curated record